This is a messenger RNA of Brassica oleracea var. oleracea, 1105 nucleotides long. Its product is annotated as inositol polyphosphate multikinase beta-like. Bases 111 to 956 code for a protein of 281 amino acids. Gene Ontology annotation, biological process: inositol phosphate biosynthetic process. Gene Ontology annotation, molecular function: inositol tetrakisphosphate kinase activity; inositol-1,4,5-trisphosphate 3-kinase activity. Gene Ontology annotation, cellular component: cytoplasm; nucleus. Lineage: Eukaryota; Viridiplantae; Streptophyta; Magnoliopsida; Brassicales; Brassicaceae. The record is from RefSeq and is a predicted model, not a curated record. The transcript is spliced from 2 exons.
UGUUUAUUCUACGUUUCUUAUUCUACUACUGUACUACAUAAACAACUACACAUUCGUCUUUUGAUCUUUGUUUUCGCACCCCUGGAGAUUUUCUUGAUACUGUUUGCUGCAUGAAGAUGCUCAAGGACCCUGAACACCAAGUUGCUGGUCACAUGGCUAAAGAUGGGAGGCUUGGUCCGCUCGUGGACGGAGAAGGCCGAUUCUUCAAGCCAUUUCAGAGUAAUGGUCGUGGGGAAAACGAGGCUAAGUUCUACGAGUCCUUCUCGUCCAACAAGAAUGUUCCGGAUCAUAUCCGUGGAUAUUUCCCCGUGUAUCACGGCACUCAAGUAGUGGAAGCAUCUAAUGGAUCUGGCAAGCUUCCACACAUAGUUCUUGACGAUGUUGUUUAUGGUUACCCAAAUCCCUCGGGAAUGGAUGUUAAGAUUGGAUCUAGGACAUGGUACCCGGGUGUAUCCCAACAGUAUUUCAACCAAUGCCUAAAGAACGAUAGAGAGACCACCUCCGUUUCCUUGGGGUUUAGGCAUGCUGGUUUUAAGAUUUUUGACCACCAAGAAUCGAGGUUUUGGAUAGUCGAGUACAAGGUUGUUCAUGGGUACAAAGUCGAUGAUGCUAGAUUAGUUCUAAGGAAGUUUGUGUCAUCGAACUCGCUAGCUGACUCGAUACCAGACUGUGCAUUUGCCUCGGAAGUUUAUGGCAGUUCUAGUGGGAUAUUAGCGCAGUUAUUAGAGCUUAAAGCUUGGUUUGAAACUCAAACGCUAUACCAUUUCAGUUCUUGCUCGGUUUAUAUGUUUUAUGAGAAUGAAUCGAUUUUGAUGAAAGGAGGAGAAGGUGCGCGGGCACAAGUAAAGCUGGUGGAUUUUACGCAUGUUCUUGAUGGAAAUGGUGUCGUCGACCAUAAUUUCUUGGGUGGACUCUCCUCUUUUAUCAAAUUCAUCCAAGAUAUACUUGAGAGCUAGGACAACAGCGAUGAAACAGAUACUUCUAGUUCUGAAAAUGGAAACUAAGGAUCAUUCAUGUUUUCCCUUCAAUUGUAUAAUACUUUUGGUAUACCAACCGAACCAAACCAUUGUACUGUACUUCUCACUUGAGGAUUAACCAAAUCUCC